Messenger RNA from Staurois parvus, 273 nucleotides. Lineage: Eukaryota; Metazoa; Chordata; Amphibia; Anura; Ranidae. The record is from the annotation of a GenBank genome assembly.
CCUGUACUGUGUCCGCAGUCUCUGGUCAUCUCCUGUACUGUGUCCGCAGUCUCUGGUCAUCUCCUGUACUGUGUCCGCAGUCUCUGGUCAUCUCCUGUACUGUGUCCGCAGUCGCUGGUCAUCUCCUGUACUGUGUCCGCAGUCGCUGGUCAUCUCCUGUACUGUGUCCGCAGUCGCUGGUCAUCUCCUGUACUGUGUCCGCAGUCUCUGGUCAUCUCCUUCGCUGGUCAUCUCCUGUACUGUUCAUCUCUAAAACCUAGGUGCGUCUUAUAG